This is a messenger RNA of Saccharomycodes ludwigii, 2955 nucleotides long. It is a transcript of the gene SLK19, whose product is annotated as Slk19p. The record is from RefSeq and is a predicted model, not a curated record. Bases 1 to 2955 code for a protein of 984 amino acids. NCBI's taxonomy places the organism in Eukaryota, Fungi, Ascomycota, Saccharomycetes, Saccharomycodales, Saccharomycodaceae. The transcript has a single exon.
AUGAGUAACAAUAAUCCUCAUUUGGGAUUGUCACCAAAGAAAAAAACUGUACAAUCACUACAACAACACAUUCAUACUAAUAAUAGAAAAUCAGAUAGCAUCAUUGUUAAGAUUAACCAAGAAAGCAAUACACGCAACACAAUUUAUGAAGAUGUAGAAGAAUAUGAAGAAGGUAGUUCUACAGAUAUCACCUAUGCCUCAUCUGUUCCUAUUGUAAUCAAAAAUAACACAGGUAGAUUAAGAUUUUUUAAAACAUUACAAAAAUCACAACAACCAUUAAUCUUAGAUCCAUUGCUUGAAAGCGCUCGAAAUGACAGUAAAAAUAAGGUUAUAAUUAAGAGUAACAUGAAAAAUGAUGAUAAUAUUACAACUGAUGAUAGUAUUCCAUUAAACGUUUUACCUAUAUUAAAGAGGAAUCAACAAAUUAAAUCUGCUGUAGGCAGUAAUAGCGUUGAAAAUAGUAUUGCAGAUCUUAGAAACAAUAAUAGCUUUGGUGACAUAAAAAUAGGUGGGACAUCUACUAUUAAUAGGAUGACUAACAGAUUGAGUUACAAUAUUGAAGAAAAUAUAGUAAUAGAAGAUAGUGAUGAUGAUGUUUCGAUAGAUUUUGUUAGGAGAGGAAUUGAAAACAACGAAAAUGCAACUCAUAGCAAUGAUAAUAAAGAUACUGUAACAGUAUCUAAUGUAAAAUACCAAGCUACUAAUAAUAAUAGUGAAGUUAUAUCGGGUAAAAGCAAUAUGGUCACAACAAUUGCAACAGAAACUACUGAACAUACUAACAAGAUACAGAAAAAUGACAAUGACACUUCUAGUAGUAGCAUUGUUGAAUCACCUAUACAUAAUUUAAAUUUAAAUUUAAACGUGUCACCAUUACCAGAUAGAGACAAUGAUAAUGACGAUAGUAGUAGCACUGUUCCUGGGACAGUAAAAAAGGAGAAUACUGAUCAUGAAACUAGCAAUAAUAAUAUUAGCAUGACUAACCCAAAUACUAAUUCGAUUCAAAGGGUGAGAAGAUCUUUAACUUCAAGUAGUAUUUUAAGAAAAAGAAGACGUGCUAGUUCACAAUCUAAUCAUAAUAACAAUAAUAAUAGUAAUAACCAAAGUAAUAUCAAUGAUUCUCCAAUUAAGAAUUUUAAGAAUAAUAAUAGCUUAUCAAUGGACUAUUCUGAAAACCAGUCCCCUGGUAUUGUGCAUACACAUAAGAAAUUACAUUCUAUUCCUAGGUUAUCACCGGGUCUUAAUAUUAAUACUCGGAAUGACAAUAACUAUGAUACUAAUGAUAAUAAUAGUAGUAAUAAUAUUAGUACCAACAGUAACAGCAACAAUAAUAAAAUAUUAAAUAACUCACCAUCGGAUACUUCGUCUAUUCUAGCAACUGGUGUUCGCCGUGCACAAACUAGCAGUAUUGCCAAAAAUGAUAAUAAAAACAUCAACAAUAGUCCCAGUAGCGUAAAUAGCAGUUCCCCGUCAUCUCCAUCACCGCGCAUUAAAAUGUUAAGUCCAUUAAGAAGAAGAAGGCAUUCUCUGUAUAAUACUAAUAGUAGGAGUAUUAGCGCUACAAACAGUAAUAUAUCCCCAGCAAAAUACACCACAGAGUUAAAUAAUUUACAAAAAAGUUUUAUCAAAGAGUUAAAUAAUUAUGAAAUUUUAUUUGACGAAAAAAAUACAGAUAUUUCUAAAUUACUGGAAAAGCUUCAUAAAAAUCAAACCAAGAUUAAAGGAUUGAAUCAAUGUUUAGAUGAGGUGAGAUUUAAGUAUAGUACUUUAUCCAGUGAAUACAAGAUAAUUUGUAUGACUAGUAACUCCAAUGAAAAUUUAAUAACUACUUUAAAACUAGAAAAACUAAACAAGCUGAAGGAAGUGGAAACUUUGAAGGUAAGUAUGGCUGAUAAAGAUAUGAAGAUUGCUGAUAAGCAGAAAAUUAUUACUGACUUGGAAAAUAAAGUUGCAGAGUUGAAUGAAAAUGCUGCCAACUUGGAAAAUGAUUUAAAUAAUGAAAUAGAGAAAGUCAAAACUGAAAAUAUUAACAAAAUCGAGGAUUUAAUUAGUGACAAUGACAAAUUGAAUUCUGAAGUUAGUACUUUAAAAACGUUGCAAAAUGAGCAAGUAGAUAAAAUCACUGAAUUGAAUAAUUUGAUUGAAAAGUUAGAAUCAACAAACGAAAAACUUGAGAUAGAAAAGAAGGAGUUGCAAGAUAAAAUAAAUUUUGUGAAAGAAGAGAAAGAAAAAACUGUAACAGAAAAUGGAAAGAAUCUUAAAGAAAAAGAAGAAAGUUUAAAUAAAUUGCAAGCAGAUUUAAAGAAUUUACAAGAUUUGUACAACAUUUUGCAAGAUAAAUGCAAAAACUCAGAAACUGAGAAUUUAAAGUUGCAAGAUAUUAUUCAUAAUAACGAUGAUAAUACUACUAAUAAUGCCAAUGACAACAGUUCAGAGGUUGUCAAGCUAAAGGAAGAAAUAAGCAAAUUAGAAUCAUCUCAUUUAAAAGAAUUAGAAGAUUAUUUAUUACAAACAGAAAAUUUUCAAAAGGAUAUUAAAUUGAAAAAUGAAGAAAAUGAGAGACUAAAGUUAGAAAAUGAGAAACUAUUGCAACAACAAACCAUUAAUAGUGCAAAUGCCAUUAGUAAAGACGAUGAGGAGAUAAAUAAAUUGAAAGAACAAGUGGAAAAUUAUAAAUUGGAAGUUAAUAAACUUCAAGAAGAUAGUGGUAAGAAGCUAGAGUUAUUAGCUGAAGAUUUAUACAUUCAAUACUCAUCAAAACAUGAACAAAAAGUUAAAUUAUUAAAGAAAAAUUAUCAAAUAAGGUACCAAGAACAAAUUAAUAAAUUGGAAUUAAGUAACACUGCCUUACGAGAAGAAAUUGAAUUACUAAAGCAACAAUUGAACAAUGAAAGGAAUGAAAAACAGCAAUUGGUUAAAUUAUGGGAAAGUGAGGAGAAAAGAGGAAUAAAUAAAUGA